This is a messenger RNA of Lindgomyces ingoldianus, 933 nucleotides long. RefSeq lists its product as uncharacterized. Lineage: Eukaryota; Fungi; Ascomycota; Dothideomycetes; Pleosporales; Lindgomycetaceae. The transcript is spliced from 7 exons. Bases 1 to 933 code for a protein of 310 amino acids. The record is from RefSeq and is a predicted model, not a curated record.
AUGUUUGUGUAUGAGCGGUUCUCUUCUGAACUCUGCAUCCGAAAGCUAGUGCUGAACACCAUAUCACCUAUGAUAUCUAAAGUCAAGUGUACAACGAGCUCCGAUAGGUUACAAGGACGCGCACAAGCUAUAUCCGCGUUUAGUGCUUCUGGUAAGCUGUCUGAGCCGAGAACAGACGGCGACCGAUGCGUUUUCAGGAUCUUGCAAAAGCCGCGCGUAUUCCUAAGCACAAUUUCUUCCAUGUCUCUACUCGCACUAUCUGAGAACGCAUUUGGAGAAUUCCCCUCCGUUGGGAGUGGGUUUUAUGAUCUAAUAUUGUCGCGGUACUUGGAGCGCCAAACAAUUAUUCCCAGAUCAUGUACCAGUCUGCUUUCCAGGUAUUCGCUCCAGGGCUAUAGAUGGGUUGGGAGCAAAGCGAACAACUGGGCCAUAUUGUUGACGUUGGACCAGAUACUUGGACAAGGGGUGGAGCCUCAGUCGGUAGAGGAUCAGGAAACUGGGCUGCAAACGUCAGCUUGUGCAUCAGAGACGAUUAAUAUCGCAAUAGAGGCUAGCAUCUUGUAUGUUACCGUAAAUUUAUUGAAAGCGCAAAGGAAAGUUAAGCAAUAUGCGAUAAUAAAUGGGCCUGAGGAAAGGAACUCCCACCUGAACCGGAAGCCCACAGAGAGUAGUCGAAGCCCAUCGGAAGAGCCUGGGUUAUUUUAUGCACUCCUAAUUGACAUGGAAGCGCGCGGUCGUUUAAUCAAGUUGAAGUCCGAGACCACUAAAGCUCAGCUGGGGUCGUUUCUGUGGUCCAUGAGAAGCAUCAUGUUAAGUGGUUGCAGGGGUAGUAUCAAUCCGGAGAUGCAAAAAUCCCGAACACAUUUGGGAGAAGUCAAUGACCACGUAUAUUACCCAAGCAAACUUAUAAACAAGGCUUCGGGAGUACACUAA